This is a messenger RNA of Megachile rotundata (alfalfa leafcutting bee), 1137 nucleotides long. It is a transcript of the gene PrBP, whose product is annotated as Prenyl-binding protein. The record is from RefSeq and is a predicted model, not a curated record. Gene Ontology annotation, biological process: sensory perception of light stimulus. Gene Ontology annotation, cellular component: cytoplasm. Lineage: Eukaryota; Metazoa; Arthropoda; Insecta; Hymenoptera; Megachilidae.
AAUAAAUAACACUUCAUAUACAUUUAACUUUACUUUAUUUUUUUCUUGCAUUUGGUACAAUAUAUCUUACAAUAGCGCAUUCGAGGUUUUUUAAUAUUCUGUACAAUUCGUGUCAAAGGCACUUACUACGUAUUUUUUUCAUAAACAAAUUUACCGUCGUAGUCAACAAAUGCAUAAUAAGGUUGCAAUGUAAUUAUAUUCUAUGUACAAUAUGAAUUUUAAAUUAUGUAUAUUCCUUAUAUAGAGUUGUAGGCCGCUAGAGAGCGUUGUAUUCUAAAGUUUACGAAAGUUGUUGUCAAAUGAGAGGUUCUGAAGGUUGAGAAUAUUUUAAACAAUUGUAUGAAUGUGUUAGCAUAAUAAGAACCAAGUGGUUUUAUUUGAAAAUAAUUAUGCCGUCUCGGGCCGAAGAUAUAUUAAAAGGUUUUCAAGUAAAUUGGAUGAUUGUAAGGGAUGCUGAUAAAGGUAAAAUAUUGUGGCAGGCUAAUGAAGAUUUAUUUGUACCUGACGUAGAACAUGAAGUAAGAGUACCAAAAAAGAUUUUAAAAUGUCGUGCUGUGUCGCGAGAAAUUAAUUUUAGCUCUGCAGAACCAAUGGAAAGGUUUAGAUUGGAACAGAAAGUGUUAUUCAAAGGCCGUUGUUUAGAAGAAUGGUUCUUCGAAUUUGGUUUUGUUAUACGUAAUAGUACUAAUAGUUGGCAGAGUUUAAUCGAAGCUGCACCUGAAAGUCAAAUGAUGCCUGCCAAUGUUUUAAAUGGCAACGUCGUAAUAGAAACAAAAUUUUUCGAUGAUGACCUAUUAGUCUCCACCAGCAGAGUUCGUCUUUUCUAUGUCUAAGAAGUUUGUUCCAACUUCAUGAUAUUACAGUGUUGAUCCAACUUGCACAUAUGGGACGGAAUACCAGAAAUGAUAAUAAUCAUAUUAAACAAUUUAUUUUAUGCACCUUCUGUGAUAUGCACUGUGCUGAAUGUAUUUUCUCACAUUUUCUUAACUGGAAUAAGUACCACUAGUUUAAUUUUUUAUAAGCCUAAUGGAAUCACCAUGAAAAUGCUUGAACAUGAAAUAUAUACUUUCCAAGCACAAUGCAUUUUUAUUUAUUAAAUAGAUUUAGUAGAUUUUGUAAAUAUAUAUAUAUAUACAC